CUUUGAUAAAACUCCUUGAUAUGAAAAGCAAAGUACAAUGAAAGUACUUUGUGUUGCCGAAAAGCCUUCAAUUGCAAAAGAAGUAUCGAAAAUAUUAUCAGGAGGCUCCUUUUCGGUGAGGAACAGUAAUAAUAAGUACAUCAAAUAUUUUGAUUUCAAGUAUAAUUUUCCACAAUUAGGACUAUGUGAUGUUACAAUGACUGCGGUGUUGGGCCAUGUUACUAACUUUGAUUUCGGUCCUCAAUUUGGCUGGAACUCGUGUCCCCCAGGAAGAUUGUUUGCGGCACCAAUUAGCACUAUGGUAAGUCAUCAAGAUGUUUAUAAAAAUCUUUCUAUUGAAGGAAGAAACGCGUCAAAAUUGAUGAUCUGGACCGAUUGUGAUCGAGAAGGAGAAUAUAUUGGAUUCGAGAUAUUAGAAACUGCUAGAAAAAACAAUAGUAGACUCACCCUCGAGAAUACCUGGCGGGCCCAGUUUUCACAUUUGGAAAAGAACCAUAUUUUGCAAGCAUCUCGCAAUCCCAUUCAAUUGGAUAUUAACUCGGUGAGGGCUGUGGAAUGUCGUAUGGAGGUUGAUUUGAGAUGUGGGAUAAGUUUCACAAGAUUCUUGACUGAUCUAUAUAAGGGUCAAAGUUUAAUUGGUGAAAAAGAGGUGAUAUCUUAUGGUACUUGUCAGUUUCCUACCCUUGGAUUCGUUGUUGAUCGUUAUAUUAGAGUUAAAAAUUUUGUGCCGGAGCCGUUUUGGUACAUAAUUGUUGAUAUAAAGAAAAACGACCAAAAGGUUGGGUUUCUGUGGGUGAAAGGUCAUUUCUUCGAUAGAGCCUACGUAACCUUAUUAUACCAAAAAGCCCUUAAAUCACCGAAUGGAAAAAUCGUGAGUUUAACCAAGAGACCUACUAGUAAUUGGAGACCCCUACCAUUAACCACUGUUGAUUUACAAAAAGACGCAUCAAGAAUCUUUAAAAUGAGUGCUAAAAGAGCUUUGGACGCAGCUGAAAAAUUAUAUAAUAAAGGUUUCGUAUCAUAUCCUAGAACUGAAACUGAUCGUUUCCCUGCGGCAAUGAAUCUAAAAGAUGUCAUUGAAAGACAAACCUCCAGUAAUAAAUGGGGAUCUUAUGCAAAAGAACUACUAGAACUGAAAUUCAGAUCCCCCAGGUCAGGGUCUCAUGAUGAUAAAGCGCAUCCUCCAAUCCAUCCAGUUAAAUACGCUGAAUUAACACAAUUGAAUGGCGAUGAGAAAACUAUUUAUGAAUAUAUUGUUAGAAGGUUUUUAGCCUGCUGUUCCGAUGAUGCUAAAGGUGAACAAACAACUGCAACUUUGAAAUGGGGGGACGAGCUUUUCACAGCUAAUGGCUUAAUGGUUUUAGCCAGAAACUAUUUGGAUAUUUACAUUUAUAAUAAAUGGGAAUCAUCAAAACAGUUACCUCCUUUAGAACAAGGAGAAGAAGUAAAUAUAACCAACGCUAAAAUGAAGGAUGGGAAAACUUCACCGCCGCUGCACAUGACUGAAUCCGAAUUAAUUGCAUUAAUGGAUGCAAAUGGAAUUGGAACCGAUGCAACCAUUGCUGAGCACAUUGAGAAAAUUCACAGUAGAAAUUAUGUUACUAAAAUUAAACAAGGUAAUGUUGAAUAUAUAUUACCAACGGAUUUAGGAAUGGGUUUAAUAGCAGGAUUUGACGAAAUGGAUUUCGUUGAUAACAUAUCGCUAUCGAAACCAUUCUUAAGAAAAAAUUUAGAAAUCGGUUUACAGGAAAUUGUCGAAGGCCGUAAAACCAGGCAACAAGUUGCAAGUGAAAUGGUGGAACUUUACAAAAAUGCCUUUGUAUUGUGCAAUCAAAAUUCCGGCAAUUUGGUUCAAAAGUAUUUAGAGAUACGCAAUAGAAACGUACAAUAGAAGUAGUUGGGACCUGACAAUGUAAACGGAACUUAUCAGGUGAGUAUGUAUUUAAUAGA
Messenger RNA from Hyphopichia burtonii NRRL Y-1933, 1950 nucleotides. Its product is annotated as DNA topoisomerase 3. Gene Ontology annotation, molecular function: DNA topoisomerase type I (single strand cut, ATP-independent) activity; DNA binding. Lineage: Eukaryota; Fungi; Ascomycota; Pichiomycetes; Serinales; Debaryomycetaceae. Gene Ontology annotation, biological process: DNA topological change. Gene Ontology annotation, cellular component: nucleus. The record is from RefSeq and is a predicted model, not a curated record. The transcript has a single exon. Bases 38 to 1891 code for a protein of 617 amino acids.